GCAGCAGCAGGAUGGCCGACCAGAGCAGGCAAAUAAAACUCGCUGCAGCCAAGAAAAAGCUGAAGGAGUUUCAGCAGAAGAGCUCCCCUGCUAAUGUAGGAGGAGAAAAGGGUGGUGGUGGUGGUGGUGGUGGUGGAGGAGGAGGAGGAGGAGGAGGAGGAGGAGGAGGAGCAGGGGCCAAGAAGAAGAGGAAGAUGAAGGUACUAAACCAACUGGAUGCACCAUCAACAGACAGAGACUCCCCAAUCAUGAAUACCUUUGCUGACAUGAAGGCCACGGGGUCUUCUGUUUCCCAGCAACUAGAGGACCCAAAGGUGGAGCCUGGUCGUGGCCCACCUGCGUCUAACCUCGCUAGCUCUAAUACUGCUACUAACUCUGAGUCUGUCAGCCACAACACUGACCUGCAGGACUACCCGGAUACCAAUGGCGAUGAGAGUUUAACAGAGGGAAAUAGACCACUGUCUUCCACAGAGAGCUUACGACAGCUCUCACAGCAACUCAACGGCCUGGUCUCUGAGUCAUCUACAGCAUAUGUGAAUGGGGACGCUGCUCCUUCUGUCAGUGAGGGAGAACUGGAGAGUCGGAACCAGGAGCUGUCUGCUGCCCUGGAAUCCAGCAACUUAACAAACUCUCAGCUCAAUACCAAGCUAGACCAGCUGGCACAGCAAACUCAGGAGCUCACAGAUCAACUACAAAAGGAGCGAAAAGAAUUUGAACAGAGAUUUUCAAAAGAGCAAGGAGCCAUGCGGGAGCAAUUACAGGUUCACAUCCAGACUAUAGGUAUCCUGGUAUCAGAGAAAUCAGAGCUACAAACAGCACUACAAUACACACAACAGGCUGCACGGCAGAAAACCGCUGAGGCAGAUGAACUGAAUAACCGUCUGCAGGCAACAAAGCAGAGAGUGUCAGAGCUGGAGAGAACUCUCUCCUCUGUUUCAACACAGCAGAAACAGUUUGAAAAGCACAAUAAAGAGCUUGAAAAGGAGAGAGACAACCUGAGGCUAGAGGUGUUUAGACAAAAUAAUGUGAGUGAGGAGUCUAAGCAGCAAAGCUCAGAGUUAUCAGAGCAUUUGAAACAAAGUGCACAGGAGAAUGGAGCAAUGAGGCUGGAGCUGGAAGAUCUUCGCAAGAGGCUCGAGUUAGCUGACCUCAUGUUGCAACAGUACUCCAGUCAGUCAGACCCCACCAGUGCUAACCAGCAGGUGCAGUUACUGAUGGAAGAGAAGCAGCAUAUGGAGGCACACAAUCAUCAGCUGAUGGAGUCAAUUGCUCAGCUGAAGACGGAGAGAGACUGCUAUGCAGAGCAGAUCCAGGAGGAGGGCCGUGUAUGGAAGGACAAAACAGAACAGCUGCUAACACAGGUGUCAUUAGUUGCAGAGGAGAGAGACAGAAACAUCAACCGAGUCCAAGAACUGGAGGCCAGCAUCACAGAGCUAAAAAAUGCUGCAGCAUUAUUGUCCCAAGAGAGAGAGGCUCAGGGUGAUGCAGAGGCUCAGUCCUCAGGGCCAUCAGAGAGUGAGGUGGCUCUGCAGGAAGCACUCAGCACUCUACAACAGGAGAAAGAUGCUCUUACUGUGCAGUACCAAGCACAGCUGCGAGAUAACGAGCAGCUGAGUCGCCUAUGUGCAGAGCAGGAGGCACGUCUGGGGGAGCUGGAGCAGCAGGUGGAGAUUAAAACCCAGGAAGAAGAGGACCGCCGGCGCAUGCUGGAGGAUGUUCAGUCAGACAAGGCCACUAUUAGCCGUGCUCUCACCCAGAACCGUACACUGAAGGACCAGCUGGCUGAGCUACAGAACGGUUUUGUCAAACUGACUAAUGAGAACAUGGAGCUGACAACUGCCAUUCAGUCAGAGCAACAUGUGAAAAAGGAGCUGGCUCGCAGGAUGGGUGAACUGCAAGAAGAGCUGCACAAUGUCAAGGAGCAGCUGGAACUGAAAUGCACAGAGACUCAAGGUGUGAUGGAGCAGAGGGACCAGGUAGUGGCCCACCUGCAGCAGUACUGUGCUGGCUACCAGGCUCUUGCAUCAGAGAGGGAACAGCUCCACCAUCAGUAUUUGCAGCAGAGCCAGAUCAUGGACCGGCUGCAGCAUGAUGAAAGCCAGGGCCGCGUACAGCUGGAUAUCAGUCACAAUCAGCUCAAACAAGCACAGGACCAUCUGGAGCAGUUAGUCAGAGACAACGAACUGCUAAAGGCUGAGGUGAAGGAGUUGAUCAGCAGCUCAGCUCUUCCCACGCCACUCAGAGACCAAGGAGAUGGAGUGGAAAGCCAGUCCCUGCAAGAGAGCCCAAACAAGUCCUCCUCCAUAGUUAUCCCAGAAGACUUUGAGAGCCAGAAGGAGAUGGAGGAGUUUAUCCGUGGAGCUUUGGCUCAUUUGGAGGCUGAGAGGGACGAGGCCAGGAGACAACUGGAGGAGGAGCACAGGCUCCACAUGGCAGCCCGGCACCAGGCUGCUGUGGCACUCCGCCUUGAGCCCGAUCACCACAGCCACCAUCCUGUUCACGACCACCAUCAUCACGAGCACGAGCACGAUCACGAUCACGAUCACAGUCAGGGCCAACAUAGUCACUGUGAACACAGUCAUGAGCAUUCAGAAGGAGGAGUGCCAGUUGAAGUUCAUCAGGCCUUACAGGCUGCCAUGGAGAAGCUUCAGCAGCGUUUCACCUCCCUCAUGCAAGAGAAAGCUGACCUGAAGGAGCGGGUGGAGGAGCUGGAGCACCGUUGUAUCCAGCUGUCUGGAGAGACCGACACAAUAGGAGAGUACAUCGCCUUGUACCAGAGUCAGCGGGCCAUCAUGAAGCAGAAACACCAAGAGAAGGAGCAGUACAUCAGCAUGUUGGCCCAGGACAAGGAGGAGAUGAAGGCAAAACUGGCAGAACUGCAGGAUCUGGUGAUGAGAUUGGUGGCUGAGAGGAACGACUGGUACAGCCGCUACACUGGAGCUGUGGCUGGUGCUGGCUCGGUGAACCCUGACCUGCUUCCUGUCGAGGAGGAUCACACUCACGCAGAGUAUCACGCUCAUACACACACGGAGCUUAAUGCUGUCAGUGGAGCAGAAGCCAUGGAGGUCAUCCCUCUGUCAGAGCCCACCACAAAUCUCGAAGCACUUUCAUCCCAGACGCUUUCAACUGGGUCAGGCCAGACUGACUCCAAGCCCCUGGUGCCCAAGGAGGACGGUACAGCCCAACAGAUCAUGCAACUGCUCCAUGAGAUCCAGAACCCCCAGGGAGCGCUAAGAUCACCCCCCUUCCUCGGGGAGAACCCUUGCAUCCCCUUCUUCUACCGGCCCGACGAACAGGACGAAGUAAAGAUCCUGGUGGUGUGAGGGGUGGGUGUGACAGAGGCUUGUGUGUGUGUGUGUGUGUGUGUGCGUGUGUGUGUGUGUGUAUGAGAUCUUGGGCAUGUCUUGAAAUAUGGGGAAAAUUAAACAACACAGUUUACAAUGUGAGUUGCUUAUGAAUCAUAUUUACAAACACUGCUCAAGAUAUUUGACUCCUUACAAAACUGGUCACAGAUAGGAGAAAGUCUUUGACUCAGUUACAUUUAAAUGUACGCCCCUCCCCGCCCCAUUGUUCUGUGUGCUGGCACUAAUGUGUGCAUGGUUAAAAAAGAAAGGGUAGUUUCCGUUUAUUUUUAUGUUUUUGUGUUUUGUCUUUGAUGCUCUUCCCGGAGAGGAGAUAAUCAGUGUACCUGAACACAAUCAGAUUAUUUCCCUUUCUGCAAUUUUUAAUCCCCAUCCUCUCCAUCUCUUACACAUAAGUGCAAUAAAGGGGCUAUAUAUUAUAUAUUCUGUCCCCUCGCUCAUACAGUACUUAAAGAGCUGUCUGAAAAAUUAGCAGCUUGUUUAUGUGCAACUUUAUUUUAGUGCAAAUCUUUGUUUUACACCAUUCACUGUUGACAUGCCAAAAAGGAGCAUCACGUUUGAAUGUACUAAUCUGAAUAGUUACCUGUAUGUUAGUGUGAUGUGGGGAGAACUGAUGUUAGUGAAAUGGGUUCAGUGAGAGGAAAGCAGGUUGGGUGGCCCAACUAAGAGAUGCAGAGUGAGAUGUAAGUUAAAGUUGAGACAACGCAGGAAUUUAGUGCACAUGAAAUCUUUUUAACCACAGGCGCUGUUCCGUUUCAAAGUCAAGAGCUUGCUAGUUGCAAGAACAGGUUCAGGAAGACAAAAGCAAGUGUUGCAGAUGGUACUGUUCCUAAAACUACUUCCUCUCUCUAUUUUUGUCCUUUAUUCUCCUCAACACUGAAAAUAAGUCAUACAUGUGUGUGUGUGUGUGUGUAAAGUCCAAAAUGUUAAUAUAUAUGAAGCAUUUCUGUUGUCAAACAUCCUGUUAGACUGAGACAAGUCACCACCAGUAUGAAAAGAUGGUUUCUGAGUUAUAGAGGGAUUAGAUGCUAUUUAAAGACCCCAUGGAAGAAAAAAUAAAUACUUUCAGUUGCAGUUAUUACGGCAUUAUUUUGGAGAAGGGCAUUUUUUUAAAAGUGUAAGUAAGAUAAAUUACAUUUAUUCUUUUAAAGUGUUUUGGGUGAUUUCUUUACCAUUGUUUCUGCAAGUGGUCCUGAUUUAUCUUUGCCAUUAACAUGUUAGACAUUAUAGUGAAGUGACUUUAAGAAGGUGAUGGUAAGAUCUCAUUAUCUGCAGUCACCUGUUGUUGUUAUUAUUAUUAUCUAAAAUCCUCAGAAUAUUUUUACAACGCUCAUCUUCAUGAGCUCAACUUAGGUUUCGUGGGGUCUUUAAGUUUCUAAAUGAAUGGACACUGUUAAGGAGAGCCUGUUCUUUUCUGUUAUGCUGUGCUCGUAGCUCUACAUAUCAAAGAUGAAUUACUGCACAUCCUUUACAACUGGACUGCGAGCAUGUAUGUGGUGUGUGCGUAACCCAUACACCAUCUGUUGUACCUUUUUGUUUGUAGAGUUUUAUCAGAUUAUAUAAGUAUGAUUGCACUAAAACUGUACAAAGCUUCUCGUUCAGCUCUGUCCUCCCAGGCUGCUCGGACAGUGUUGUUUCUACCACAGAGCCUCUGGCUUCUGUGGAGAAAACGAGGAGGAUCCUAUGAAGCCACACUGUUAAGCUGAGGGUCCCAUUUGAAGCAAAUGAAUUAAAUUGAAAGUGUUUUGAUGUGUGUGUAUGUGUGUGUGCAGUGUUGAACUCAGAGGAUGGACGAGCUAUGUAAAUAUCAGAAUAACUUCAAAUGAAUGAGACGGCUCAGUUCUAUAAGUCAUUUUAUUCCAUGGGACCAUUCAAAAUUUGAAAAAAUGAACACCUCUCUUUCCAAAAAUAGAGAAUAAAACUACCCAAAUUUGUUGUGUCCCUCAUAUUGGUUAACAGUACCAGGGAACAUCUCCUUUGGGCAUUAAAAAACAAAACAAAAGAAAAUGACUGAAUUUUUCAUCACAGAGAGAGAUGCUUGAGUUCACAAAUGUAGAUUGGAGUUUAGAGCUCUUUCCCUCUAGAAUCGUUAACCAGGAGCUACACUGUCACUUCUCACUUUUACCAUUUUUCAACAGAGGCCUCUGUUUUCUGAGAGUCUCUCCAUGAGUUAAACGUUAAGACAUGAAGCUGUCACUACAGUGCAUACAAAAAAUCCCAUGGGCUACAUUUGGAGAUAUUUUACUCUCUUAUUCAGAUGUUUGAAUUUUGAUGUCCUGUGUGUCCUCCUUAUUUUGAGGUACAAGACACAUUUAGUUAAAUUAUUCAAUUGUACACUUGAUAUUUAUCAUUAAAAGCAGCAAGACAGAAAGCAUUAGUGCAAAUUCUGCUAUUUUAAGCCUGUAAUAAGAAAGCAUAAUGCGAUGAAGAUGUAAAGGAUGUGGAGGCCAUACGUAUUUGGUGUUGUUUACACCUAAGUAAACUACACUGUGUCUACCCAGAGCUGCAGCACUUUGGCAGUAACAAGUAGUUUUUGAAUAAAAUUACAUCAUUCUUGAUUUUUAAAAUUCCUUGCUUCUUAGCAUUCUGUCACUUUUUUGGUUUCUUUGAAACCUGCCACAAAUUUUCCUUACUUGUUUUGUUUUCUUUUUUGGGAGUGGUCAGACCAAGAGGUGAAUAUGUAUUAAAAAACCCUUUUGUGUCAUUUUGGGGCUUGUAAGAUAACAACAAA
Messenger RNA from Scomber japonicus (chub mackerel), 6093 nucleotides. RefSeq names its product golgin A2 (gene golga2). Gene Ontology annotation, molecular function: protein binding. Gene Ontology annotation, biological process: Golgi organization. The record is from RefSeq and is a predicted model, not a curated record. Gene Ontology annotation, cellular component: Golgi apparatus; Golgi cisterna membrane; Golgi cis cisterna. NCBI's taxonomy places the organism in Eukaryota, Metazoa, Chordata, Actinopteri, Scombriformes, Scombridae. The transcript is spliced from 27 exons. The coding region runs from base 12 to 3323 and encodes 1103 amino acids.